UUCCCCUUGCUGACUUACCCGGAAGUGGUUCUUGUGUUGUGAUUGUGGAGCUCAGUUAAAGUUAAAAGUGUUAACUUGAUUUAGAAGUGGAACGUUAGCUAGCUGGUGGGAAAAAAUAUUUUCAGCACAAUACCUCAGUCACUGUUAAGGGCUAUGCGAAGAUGAGUGCUGAAACGGCAGACCGGGUGGCCGUGACCGGCAGUCGGCCGAACACUCCCCCACAAACCUCCUGGUUCGAAUUCCUGUUGGACGAAUCGCUGCUGGAAAAUCAUCUGCAGAAGAGCUCUCCAGACCCAUCGCCAGUGCAGCUCGUGAUCCAGUUCUUGGAGCAAGCUUCCAAGCCCUCUGUGAACGAACAAAACCAAGUCCAGCCUCCCGCGGAUAAUCGCAGGAACCGCACCCUGAAGCUGCUGGCCCUCAAGGUUUCUGCUCACUUGAAAUGGGACCUGGACACACUGGAGAAAGGCCUGUCCAUUCCUGUGUUGAACAUGCUCCUGAAUGAGCUGCUGUGUGUCAGCAAGGUUCCCCCUGGGGUGAAACAUGUGGACCUGGACUUGUCCACCUUGCCCCCAACCACCGCCAUGGCUGUGCUCAUCUACAACCGGUGGGCCAUCCGGACUAUCGUGCUGAACAGUUUCCCAGAGAAACCAACUAAGCUCGGACCUCACCAGAUGAACAUGUUGAAUCUCGUACAGCAGGAGAAGGAAUCGACUGAAAAUAUAUUAAAAGUGCUAAAAGAGCAGUCGGAAGACUCCAUCAUGGUCUUGGAGGGGGCCCUGGGGAUCAAGAAAGACUUCUACAUCCACACCCUGAGGACUCUGGACCUCCUGGCAGCCGAACCCCCUACGACCAAUGGAGAAACGGAGUGUUCCACGGCUGGGCUCAAGAUCAGCGCUGACGAGCUGCACUGUCAGGUUCACUAUGAUCUGGGCGCCAUUUUCUUUCAGCAAGGCUGUUCAGAGCCCUCCUCGUAUGAGAAGGCCAGAGAACACUUCUUUAAAACCAAGGAGCUGCUGCUGAAGCUGGACUCUAAGGCCCUUCACUGUCGUCUGGAUGAGAGGCGCUUGGCUGGGUACUGGAACGCCUGCAGGGUCCUCACUGGAGCGUCUGACCCCAGCGAUGCACAGCUCACCCCCUACAGCCUCAUCAACAACUUCAUAAAAAGCAAAAACUAUCAGGCUCUUAUUGAGACGUUCAUCAAAGACAAUGUGACCCUCAGCCUGCCCAACUAUUUCAGACAGUCCAUCCUGAGGGAGUUUGUGCACAAAGUGCAGCAGGGGGACAGGACGUUGGAGGAGGUGUGUCACAAGCUGUGCGUGUGCAACGCCGUGCGGGAGGCGCUGGAGGGCCAGGUGGUCAGCGUGUUCUUCCAGCAGCUGCUCCUCAGACCCAACAAGCGCACCGUCGACUUCCUGCUGGAGGUGUGCACAAGGGCGUUGGACGCGGAACACGCAGAGACAUCCAGAAGAAAAUUAGCGGCUCUCCUGAAAGCCGUGUGUGAGAGUGUCGAGGAGACGUCUCUGGUCUUCAUGGUGUUCGCCCACAAGCUGUUCGUGGAGCUGUUACCGGAAGAGGAGAGGAAGACCCUGGUGGAGCAGAUGAGGAAGAGGUCGGCCAGUAUCAACCUGUCUGCCAAGCUGCUUCCCUCCUUCUACGACAUCCCAGCCUCCGCCAGCGUGAACAUCGGGCAGCUGGAGCACCAGCUCAUCCUGUCGCUGGACUGCCGCCGGAUCCGCCAGAUCCUCAUCGAGCUCCACGGCAUGGCCGAGCGCCCCUUCUGGCGCGUCAACAGCAAGUGGGAGGUUCCUCAGGACUACGUCAGCGUGAUAUUGGGCAUUAAGGACAACCUGACGCGGGACCUGGUGUACAUUCUCAUGGCAAAAGGCUUGCACUGCAUCACAAUAAAAGACUUUGCUCACGCGCGGCAGCUGUUCUCUGCCUGCCUGGAGCUGGUGACGGAGUUCUCGCCCAAGCUGCGUCAGGUGAUGCUGAACGAGAUCCUGCUGCUGGAGGUGCGCGCCCACGAAAGCGGGGGCGGGUGCACCCGAGAGCGCCCCCCUCCGGACCUGGUCAGCAGGGUGCGCGGGUACCUGGAGAUGAGGAUCCACGAUAUUCCUCUGCGGCAGCUCGUGGGGGAGGAGUGCGUGGCCUUCAUGUUGAACUGGAGAGAGAACGAGUACCUGACUCUGCAGGUGCCCCAGUCGCUGGUUAUGAACAACCCCUACAUCAAGCUGGGGCAGCUCUUGGCCGCCACCUGCAAGGAGCUCCCGGGGCCCAAGGAGAGCCGGCGGACGGCCAAGGACCUGUGGGAGGUGGUGGUGCAGAUCUGCAGCGUGUCCAACCAGUACAAGAGAGCCAGCGACGGGCGCGUCAGCCUGAUCAAGCAGCGAGACUCCACCAUGGGCAUCCUGCACCGGAGCAAAUUUGUCACGUUCAUCAAGAAACUGCGGGAGCCGCUGGUGCUGACCACCCUGAUCUCGCUGUUCGUCCGGCUGCACAGCAUCGUGCGGGACGACAUCGUCAACGAGGUCACGGCGGAGCACCUGUCGAUAUGGCCGUCGACCCUGCCAAACCUGCAGUCUGUGGACGUCGAGGCAGUGGCCGUGACCAUGAAGGAGCUCGUUACUUAUGCCCUGACCCUUAACCCCAACAACCACUCCUGGCUAAUCACACAGGCUGACAUCUACUUUGUGACCAGCCAGUACUCCGCGGCUCUGCACUACUACCUCCAGGCCGGGGCGGUCUGCUCCGACUACUUCAGCAAGGCGGUGCCCCCCGACGUCUACACCGACCAAGUUCUCAAGCGAAUGAUCAAGUGCUGUUCGCUGUUGAAUUGUCACACUCAGGUGGCAGUACUUUGCCAGUUUCUCAGAGAGGUGGACUAUAUGACUGCGUUUAAAGCUCUUCAAGAACAAAACAGUCAUGAUGCCAUGGAUUCCUUCUAUGACUACAUCUGGGAUGUCACGAUCCUUGAAUAUCUGACGUACAUACACCAUAAACGGGGAGAGAACGAAAAGAGACAGAUCGCUAUCAAAGCCAUUGGACAGGCGGAACUCAACGCCAGCAACCCUGAGGAGGUACUGCAGUUGGCGGCUCAGAAGAGAAAGAAGAAGUUCCUCCAGGCCAUGGCCAAGCUCUACUUCUAGCUCAAAACUGAACGAGCUCUUUUAAAUGACUGUAUAUAUCAUUCGUUUUCUACUUUAAAUUGGAAAAAUAAACAUUUCCAGCAUUU
This is a messenger RNA of Anguilla anguilla (European eel), 3232 nucleotides long. It is a transcript of the gene ints8, whose product is annotated as integrator complex subunit 8. Gene Ontology annotation, biological process: snRNA 3'-end processing. The coding region runs from base 162 to 3146 and encodes 994 amino acids. Gene Ontology annotation, molecular function: protein binding. Gene Ontology annotation, cellular component: integrator complex. The record is from RefSeq and is a predicted model, not a curated record. The transcript has 27 exons. Lineage: Eukaryota; Metazoa; Chordata; Actinopteri; Anguilliformes; Anguillidae.